Clupea harengus (Atlantic herring) is the source of this 3852-nucleotide messenger RNA. It is a transcript of the gene ptpn2b, whose product is annotated as protein tyrosine phosphatase non-receptor type 2b. NCBI's taxonomy places the organism in Eukaryota, Metazoa, Chordata, Actinopteri, Clupeiformes, Clupeidae. Gene Ontology annotation, cellular component: nucleus; cytoplasm. Gene Ontology annotation, molecular function: non-membrane spanning protein tyrosine phosphatase activity; protein kinase binding. Gene Ontology annotation, biological process: negative regulation of receptor signaling pathway via JAK-STAT; negative regulation of ERK1 and ERK2 cascade; peptidyl-tyrosine dephosphorylation. The record is from RefSeq and is a predicted model, not a curated record.
CAUGCGUCACUGAUUAGUCCGGAGCAAAGUAGAUGUCAACUGCACGGGCGAAUAGUCCCAGGUAGCAAAAUUCACUAACGGUUCGGGGAAUAUGUUUGGGGAUCACUUAUGACUGAAAACAUAGAGCUAUAUUAGCUGCCGAGCUGGAUUUUACUUCUGACAGAUUGGAAAAACCCGUAGUAUAAUGGACCAAGAUUUUGUGGACAUAGAUUCUGAGGGCCGGUGGCAAAACCUAUACGUUGAAAUACGCAACCAGUCCCACGAAUGUCCUUACAAAGUGGCGAAAUAUCCAGAAAAUAGGAAUCGCAAUCGAUACAGAGAUGUCAGCCCAUUUGAUCACAGUCGAGUCAAACUAGAAAACACAGAAAAUGAUUACAUCAAUGCCAGUUUAGUGAUGAUGGAGGAAGCCCAAAGAAGUUACAUUUUAACUCAGGGUCCACUGCGGAACACAUGUGGCCACUUCUGGCUGAUGAUCUGGGAGCAGAAGACCAAAGCCAUCGUCAUGCUAAACCGUGUCAUUGAGAAGGGAUCGGAGAAGUGUGCUCAGUACUGGCCGACUCAGGAGGAGCAUGACACGACCUUUAGGGACACACGCUUCAAGGUGACACUUGUCUCAGAAGACGUGAAGUCCUAUUACACCACCAGAGUGCUGGAGUUGCAAAAUAUCACUACGGGAGAGACGAGGCAGCUGUAUCACUUCCAUUACACCACCUGGCCAGACUUUGGUGUCCCAGAAUCCCCUGCUUCCUUCCUCAAUUUCCUGUUUAAGGUGCGCGAGUCGGACGCUCUCGGCUCAGACUGUGGACCGGCAGUUGUUCACUGUAGCGCAGGUAUCGGCCGAUCCGGAACCUUCUCCCUGGUAGACACCUGCCUGGUUCUUAUGGAAAAGCGGAAGGACCCAGCGUCAGUGGACAUCAAAAAGAUCCUUCUGGACAUGAGACAAUACCGCAUGGGCCUGAUUCAGACAGCCGACCAGCUCCGCUUCUCCUACAUGGCUGUGAUGGAGGGAGCCAAGUGCACCGUGGGAGACUCCUCAGUGCAGAAACGGUGGAAAGAGCUCUCCAGAGAAGACCACGAGCCUACGUCUGACUCCCCACCCCCAGCCCAGGCCUCCAAGACCCCUUCAGACAAACACAAUGGCUGCCAGCUCUCCUGUUCGGAGGAGAGGGCCGAUGGGGAGGCGGGCAAGCGGACGGGGACGGGGACGGAUGCACCCAGCAAGGAACAGGAAUCGGAUGGAGCGAUGGGAAACGGGAGGAAGCGCCAGCGGGACGAGAGACUGUCCAACUCCACGCAGAAGACUCCACAGAAGCAGACCAAGCCCAGACUGGGAGAUUCAGAGAAGAAGAGGAAAAGUCUGGCCUGCAUUUGCUGCACAUGACACACGGAGACAGGGGGAGAGGUCCUGUUGGGUGCCGUGUUACAGUUGCGUCUUGAAGAUUAUUUUAUGAGGAGCGAUUGGCCCUGGGUUUUGCCUGAGCCACCCAGAGCUGUACGUGAGCGGAAGGUUGUUGGCGUGUGGUUGGUGUGUGUUUCAUGUGCCAUAGCCAUGUGUUGCUUCUGUCCGUGUGUGUGUGUGUGUGUGUGUGUGUGUGUGUGUUUGUUGGGCCUCUGGCUGUGUACAAAACAAAUUUGUUCAUAGCGUAUAUCUCUCUACUUCUAAGCCUUUUUCAUUCAAACUAUACAGCUCUACACCUUACUUUGGCAAAACCAUAUAAAUGUCAGUAAAAAAAUCUUUUAUUAAAUUGCUAUAGAUUUCCUACAGCAAACAUAUAUAGCUUGUCCAAUAUAAAUGACAAUCUCCUCCUAGAAAGAAAAUGUGUAGACCAUACUUUCAUAACUUUUAGCAUAAUAAUUGAAAGUGCUGCUAGCAGUAUCCUUCAUGGCACCAUAUUCUGGCCUGAUAACUGUCCUAUAUCUCGUUGUCAUUUAAGGAUGAGAACUGUUAUUCAGUAGACCUACGUGUGGGUUUGCAAGCGCACCAUGUUGGUGGUGCAGUGCAGCUGGCUGCAUAAUAUGAAACAUCAGAUGUGUGUACAUUUGAGCAGCAUAUGAAACUGGAAAUCACCAGUUUUAGGCAGAAGGGUUUCCUAAAGAUGUUAGUCUUUCGGCAGCCUUUGUUUCAAGUUUGACCUCCACUGUUGAGCUCCUUCUGUGAGGGUCUAGUGUGUGUGUGUGUGUGUGUGAGCACAUGUAUAGUUUAGGCAAAAAUGACCCAUUUAGACAUUACCAAACAUACAUUUUCUUUUUUAGAUUUUCAGAUCGGCCGUUUUAAAUCAUUCCAGUCCUCAUUGGCUGCAUGGUGUGUGUGUUUUGGUCAUUCCUUCUGCUGGAGACAUAGGGCUUCAGAGAGGGUCUGUAACGGGGACAGAACAGUUUGUUUUGGGUUUGCUCUAUCCAAACAUUCCCUUAUUGGCCUCCAGGCCGGAGCUGUCAGUGAGGUAAAGCAAGGCAUUUUGACAGCAUGACUGACUGACUGGGUUAACUCUGAGGAAAGUUUAUCAUGCAAGUCAUAGCUGUAGGUUGAGCACUGAACGAUGGGACCGUUCUGCUUUCAGUGCAUUUGUCUCUGCUGUUGCUUGCGCUUAUCUUGCAUACCCAAGAAACGAGAGGGUUCUGCAUGCCUCUUAGUCAUCCAUCCUGUACUGUCAUGCUAGUCAUUUUACCAGAAGUGUGCAUCAGAUCCGUCUGCCGGGUGUUUGUGUGUGGAGUGUGGAGCCUCGCCUCAGGCCAGCUGCCUGAGGGGAUUCUUCAGGAUUGAGAUUGAGACGCAGCACUGUUGUAAUGCUUGUGUGUAUCUGGUGUCCAGCUAGUGAUGCGGGGGGCCAGUUUUCACCUCAGCUCCUGGCAUCUCUUCCCUGCAUGCAUUCAGGUCACUCAAUGCUCAGGAUCAACUGGGUGCACCUGAUUCUUGAGCCGCCUAAAACAUGCAGCAUCCACUGUCACGGCCACUCUCAUUCAACCUUUGGACCCUCGUGGCCUACUCCUGCAUCACCGUCUAGAGAUGCUGGGGCAAUUGCUCUGUCGGUUAGCAUUGGGCUAGCUUAGCUGCGCUUUAGAACUGUACUCCUUCAAGCAGAACUUUCAGAGUUCAACACGCUGCUGAACGUGACUGCUGUGUUCAAAAUGUUUUUUAAAAAGGCUUGGGUCCAACUGAUGCGCUGCUAAACCGUCUGAAACCCAGCACUACGGUAUCCAUGUUUUACAGUUAAUGCCACUUAUUGAUAUCAAUAAUUAAGGUAGCCAUGCAAGUAUCAAUAUACUAUUGAGGCCUAUAUGCUUAUAACAUCAAUCAACAUCGCAUCCACCAAACAAAGUAUUUUUAAGUAAGUAAUAUAGGUAUCUGUUCCAUUAUCAUGUCGGUUCUCCACAAUGGGAAGCAUCAGAAGGAAUAGUUUAAGUAAUAGGCUACCUAAAGUCAUUUGGGGAUCCUCAAAUUUGAUGGAACAGUCUAGGCCAAUGUGGCUUGUGUUUGAAGGUCACAUCAAAUUAAACAGCCAGCCAAUAAAUCAAUAUUCACAGUGGCGCUUGAUGUCUGCAUGGUGAAUAAAGAAAGCGCUAUUUGCAUUUGGCCAUUCUUCGUGAGAAGAGAAACCAUCCUACGGUUGCUGUUAUGUAAAGUAAUAGGCCUAUAGCAUUUCAUUCACACAGCUAAAGUAGUACUAAAAGAGGACACCGGCCUACAUGGGUAAAGACACACAUAGCCUACAAGCCUGUCUUUGUGUUAGGCCCAUUCCAUCCAUAUCGGUCUAAUCUCUCCUUAACCCAUCACCGUAACAUGCGGGUGUCAAACUCUUAAACGCAGCUAAGCUAACCACAGAGCAAUUGCCCCACGAUGACUAUCAGUUUGAA